AUGGGCUCCUCAUUGAAGAAGCAGGGAGAGAGGGGGGAGACGGCUCCAGGCCCUGCUGCAGAGACAACAGUACAGGGGGAUCUUGAUGGGGGCUAUGCCUGGAUCAUCCUGCUUUCUGCCUUCACAAUGUGUGGCCUCACUUUUGGGGUGAUCAAGUCUUUUGGCGUGUUCUAUGUGGAGAUCCACCGGUACUUUGAUACCACAGCCACCACAGUAUCCUGGAUCACGUCCAUCACCCUUGCUACAAUUCAUGUUUCUGGUCCGUUAUCCUCUGCGUUGAGUGCUCGUUUUGGCCAUCGCUCCAUCGUCAUGAUCGGCGGACUCCUCUGCAGCAUUGGAGUGAUAUCUGGGUCAUUUGCCAGAAACCUUUUGGAACUCUACUUGACUACGGGCUUCCUCAAUGGUUUGGGUUACUCUUUAGCUUGGACCCCCACAGUGACCAUGGUGGGCCUGUACUUUGACCGUAAGCGCCCUAUGGCCAAUGCUCUGUCCAGCUCCGGAGAAUGCGUUCUCAUGUUUGUCAUCUCGCCCUUGACCCAGUGGCUGAUUGAUAGCUACACUUGGAGGGGUGCUAUGUUAAUUGUGGGCGCUCUGCAGCUCAACCUGUGUAUUUGUGGGGCUCUUCUCCGGCCUUUGGAAAACAGCCAACAAUACAGUCACCCAAAAGAGGUCACAGCUAAUGAAGAAGAAAAAAUGCUACGAAACCAGUCACAAAGCUUGCAUAAAGAGGACAAAAAUACACUAAAAUCCAAAAUUCUUCAUUACCUAGACUUUACUCUUAUUGCUAAUGCAAAAUUCAUGCUAUACGCUAUGUUUGGACUCUUUGCCGCUAUGGGCUUAUUUGCUCCCGCUUUGUUCCUUGUGCCAUACGCCCGCAGUAGAGGCGUGGAAGAGUAUCAGUCGGCUGCACUCAUGUCCAUCUCCUCUGCUCUGGACCUGAUCGGAAGAGUGGGUUUUGGCUGGGUGGCAAACAUGAGGAUCAUAAAAACGUUGUACCAGUUGAUAGCUACAGUCAUUGUCCUCGGUGUAGUCGUCCUCUUGUGCCCUUUGGCCUCAACUUUCAGUGAACUGGUCAUCUUCAGCGCUGCUUUUGGCUUGGUGUAUGGAGCGACGUUGACCGUACACAUCACUGUACUGGCAGAAGUGGUUGGAGUGCAUCGGCUGGGCAGCGCUCUGGGCUUCGCCAUGCUCAUUCGCAGCUGUGGAGGCCUGCUAGGACCACCCAUAGCUGGGUUCUUUAUUGACCACAUGGGAGACUACGGCGCAGGGUUUUUGAUGGCGGGAGCAGCUUUCCUCAUCUCUUCCCUCUUUUUAAUUCUUCUGGCGCUGAUUAACUACAAAGAUCAAGGGUCAGGACUCAAAGCCAAACCAAGUCACAACGUUGAAGAAGAAGAAGCAGAAGUGGCAUAA
Molecule: messenger RNA, 1410 nt
Organism: Boleophthalmus pectinirostris (great blue-spotted mudskipper)
Lineage: Eukaryota; Metazoa; Chordata; Actinopteri; Gobiiformes; Gobiidae
Exons: 5
Coding region: 1-1410 (469 amino acids)
Biological process (GO): monocarboxylic acid transport; transmembrane transport
Molecular function (GO): monocarboxylic acid transmembrane transporter activity
Source: RefSeq, a predicted model, not a curated record